AUCCUUUUGGAGUAAGUUUGCUCAUAUUUUGUUGAUUUUUUGCAUCUACAUUCAUGAGGAUAUUGGCCUGUUGUUUGCUUGUGUGUUUGUCUUCUUUCGGUAUCAUGGUAAUGCUAGCCUCAUAGGGUGAAUUAAGUGGCAUUGUCUCAUUUUUUUUUUUCUUUUGAAAAGUUUAAGAAACACUGGAGUCACUUCUGAAAAUGGUUAGUAGAAUUUCCAAGUGACCACCUGGCUCUGGGCUUCCUUUUUUGGGAUGUGUUUAAUUAUGUGUUUGAUUACUGCUUUUAUCUCUUGUUAUGGUCUGUUGAAAUCUUGUAUUUCUUCUUGAGUUGUUUUACUGUCUUUAUGAAUUUGUUAUCUCUAAAUGUAUUUAACAAAUUCACACAUGUCUUUGCUCCUCUAAUAUUCUUCAUUUGAGUGCCUCUAAAGUGGGUAUGUAUAGAAGUGGGUACAGAAAUCAAUGAAGAAAGAGCAAAAUAACAGUUUUGCUACAAUUGAGAAAUAUUGCUGAAAGUGGUGUAUAGUUCUUAAUUGUGAAUGCUUUACAUGUGAAUUUCCAGAAUUCAAAAUGUCGUCACCUUGCUUGUUACCCGUUUACGUGUUUCCUUUUAUGAUCCCGUCUUUUCUUUUCCUGAAGUUGUCUCUGCUACAUGGAACCACAGAAUAUAACACGCUUCUCUGAAUUCCUCCUCCUGGGCCUCUCAGAUGAUCCAGAACUGCAGAGCCUCCUGUCUGGAAUGUUCUCAUUCAUGUAUCUGGUCACUGUGUUUGAGAACCUACUCAUUAUCCUGGCUGUCCACUCUGACAGCCACCUCCACACUCCCAUGUACUUCUUCCUCUCCAACUUAUCCCUGGCUGACGUUGGUUUCACCUCUACCAUAGUCCCAAAGAUGCUUAAUGACAUCCACACAUGCCACAAAAUCAUCUCCUAUGUUGACUGCCUGAUUCAAUUGUCUUUGUUAAAUUUUUUUGGCUAUAUGGACAGUCUGCUCCUCACUACAAUGGCCUAUGACCAGUUUGUGGCCAUUUGUCAACCCCUGCACUACCCAGUCAUUAUGAACCCCCACCUCUGUGGUCUACUUGUACUGGUGUCUUUUUUAAUUAGCCUUUUUUACUCCCAGCUGUACUGCGUUAGGAUGUCACAACUUACUUUCUGCACAGAUGUGGAAAUCCCUAGUUUCUUCUGUGAUACUCCACAACUCCUCAACCUUGCCUGUUCUGACACCUCCACCAAUACCAUAUUAGUAUAUUGUAUUUGUGCCAUCUUUGGUGGUGUUCCAGUUUCGGGGAUCCUUUUCUCUUACUUGCAAAUUGUUUCCUCUAUUCUGAAAGUUCCAUCAUCAGGUGGGAAGUAUAAAGCCUUAUCCACCUGUGCCUCGCACCUGUCAGUCGUUUGCUUAUUUUAUGGAACAGGCCUUGGAGAGUACCUCAGUUCAGUUGUCUCGCCUUCUCUUAGGAGUGGUGAAGUGGUCUCAGUGAUGUAUACCACUGUCACCCCCAUGCUGAACCCCUUCAUCUACAGUCUGAGGAACAGGGAUAUCAAGAGGGCCUUGCAGAGACUCCUCAGCAGAACAGCAUAUUUUUAA
Molecule: messenger RNA, 1586 nt
Organism: Loxodonta africana (African savanna elephant)
Lineage: Eukaryota; Metazoa; Chordata; Mammalia; Proboscidea; Elephantidae
Product: olfactory receptor 7E178-like
Exons: 1
Coding region: 651-1586 (311 amino acids)
Biological process (GO): G protein-coupled receptor signaling pathway
Cellular component (GO): plasma membrane
Molecular function (GO): G protein-coupled receptor activity; olfactory receptor activity
Source: RefSeq, a predicted model, not a curated record